ACUCCCGGGAAAGCUUGGGCGCGAAAGAGUGUCCUAGUUGGAGGGACCACUGAACGCCGCCGGGAGCCACAGGGUACCUUUCUUGGGCGUCCUUCCCUCCUUGGUAUGCUAUGGAGUUCCCAGAACACAGUCAGCAGCUGCUGCAGAGCCUCCGGGAGCAGCGGACCCAGGGUUUCCUUUGUGACUGCACUGUGAUGGUGGGUAGCACCCAGUUCUUGGCCCAUCGGGCUGUGCUGGCCUCCUGCAGCCCAUUCUUCCAACUUUUCUACAAGGAACGGGAACUGGACAAGAGGGAUCUGGUUUGUAUUCACAAUGAGAUUGUCACAGCCCCGGCCUUUGGGCUGCUUCUGGACUUUAUGUAUGCUGGCCAGCUGGCCUUGAGUGGGGAUACCCCUCUAGAAGAUGUGCUGGCAGCUGCCAGCUACUUGCACAUGAAUGACAUCGUCAAGGUGUGUAAGCAGCGGUUGCAAGCAAGAGCUCUGGCAGAGGCAGAUAGUACCAAGAAGGAGGAGGAAACCAACUCCCAUCCUGCUACUUUGGAGUUUUUGUCCAGCACUUCCCGUGGCCCCCAGCCUUCAUUGGCAUCUUCUGCCGAGACAUCAGUCCGCUGGGGCAAAGAGGAAUGGAAAGGUCCAGCCACUCCCUUACCUAUUGCCUGUCCUACAGAUGAGCCACCGAUGCCUGGUGGGGCUGACACUACACAGCCUAGCAUGGAGGUUGACUCACCGCAUCUGCGAGCACCUCCUCCGCCAGUGGCAGAUGUCUCGGUCUCUCUUGCUAGCCCCAGUAGCUCCACAGAGACCAUUCCUGCAAACUACUACUCUUCUGGCCUCCCAGCAGCUUCUGUGGAGCCUUUGACUCCUCUUGAUGUGGUCCCUGAGAGUCUGAGGGUGGUGGAGCCAAGGGAUCCUGGAGGACCACUGCAAGGCUUCUACCCACCAGCUCCAGCUCCAUCUCAGGCUCCAGCCCCAGCCGAAGCUGAACUGGUCCAAGUGAAAGUGGAAGCUAUAGUGAUCUCUGAUGAGGAGACUGAUGUAUCAGAAGAACAGCCUCAGGGCUCUGAAGGACUGUUCCCACCUGGAGGAACAGUGUAUGGGGGACAGCCCUCCCAACCAGAGGCUUUUGAAGAACCAGGGGCAACGGGACUAGAGGAGGUGGGGCCAAGUGACCACUUCCUGCCUGCAGAACCUCAUUUACCUUACCAUCUGAUGCCAGGCCCAGGGCAGUAUCAUCGAGGACUGGUGCCAUCACCCUUGCCUGCACCACCAGCCCUGCAUGAGCCACUUUACCCGCCUUCUGAGUAUGAAGCAGCCCCUGGAAACUUUGGGGUUUUUACUGAGGAUGUUCCUACCUGCAAAACAUGUGGAAAGACCUUCUCAUGCUCUUACACACUACGGCGGCAUGCCACAGUGCACACCCGUGAACGACCUUAUGAAUGCCGCUACUGCCUACGCAGCUACACACAGUCAGGGGACCUCUACCGCCAUAUCCGCAAGGCUCACAAUGAGGACCUGGCCAAACGCAGCAAACCUGAUCCAGAGGCUAGCUCCAUUCUAGGGGUGCAGACCCUCUCUGGCUCCCCAACAACAGACAGACAGAGUGGUGGUGGAGGGCCACCCAAAGAUUUUGUACUUGGUCCCAAAAAUUAACAUGUGGUUGGGGGAAGCAUGGGCUGAUGUGAGGCCUGCUUUUACACAUUUUUAUAUGGCCACACAGAAGAUUGAAGUAUCUCAUUACUCUUACUGGGUGACAGAAUGAAAGUUCUGCCUAGGUUGAAAGUGUGUACCUUUUUCUUUGCCCAGCCAGAUGAGAAAGACUAUGGGGGCAGAGCAGGUCAGCCAGCUUUCUCCAAGCACUGGGUAUCUUUUGGGGGUGUAAUUGCUUCUCACUCCACAUUCUGGUACAUAAAACUAGCAGUGAAAUUCUCUCUUUGAAUUGGUGUUGGCUGGUUUCUUCCACAAAACUGCAUGCCUUUAUACCUGUCCUUUAAUUCUUUUAUCUUAUACCUGUGCUUGGUUUAUGCAUUGGGAUGUGAUUGCUUGAGGGAAACAGUGAGAUAGGCACAGGGCAAUACAGAUUGCAUAGGAAAACCUUACAAAUUAGGGAAUCUUACACACAACUUAUUGUAGUUGGGCUUUUGUGUUCUGGGCUGCUUUGGGUAUAUUUUCAGUUAAUCUUAAAUGACUUCAUGGUGGUAUUUAGUCUCCCUCCUUUUUAUCACAGAUAAAGAAACUUGAGACUCAGAUAGUUUGCUCAAGGUCACAGCUGGUGAAGGAGCAAGCCAGGAUUUGAACCUAGCUUGUGACUCCAGACACCACACAUACUAUCCUGGUUUAUAACAUUGUUUAAGGUUGGUAGGUAGUUAGCCAACAACUAGAAAUUGUUUACUUUUCUUGUUUGAGUGUGUGGCUUUGUUCCUUUAACUUGUCAUCUCUGUUUUCCACCUAGAAAGAACUUUGGUUGAUUUGACAAAAAGAUAUUGUAUAAGUUGAAAUUUUUGCCUACAUGUUGUGAAUGUGAGCAAGCAAGCACCUUGAACCACUGAGCCAUCUCCCCAGCCCCUUGUGAAUGUGAAUUGAGGUCUCUGAAGAAACGGAAGACAGAAAACAGUAAGCCCUGUGGUGGUAGUGUGUGUGUGUUUGGGGGAGAGGUGGCGGUGAGAACUUUGUGGAAUUACUGAAAUAAGAGGUACUUGGGAAAGCUAAAGCAGAAAACACAUGACAGGAUCUUACAGUCAUCUAAUCUUACACAUUUGCUUCAAAAGUGUAGGUCUGGGGACUGAGCUCAGUGGUUAAGUGCUUACCUUGCUUGCCUGAGGCCUGGGUUUGAUCCCUAACAUCCCAAAAAGGAAAAAGAAGUGUGAUAAGAACCUCAAGAGCUUAAAUUACUCUCCUAAGAUCAUUCAGGUGGUUGUUGACCAUGGAAAGGACAAAGUAAUGGAAGUCUGGGGUGCUGAUGUGGGAUAGGGAAAAGACCUCUAAGAAUGUUAAGUGAAGCCUGCACAGGCUGCAGUGAAGAGAGAGCUGUAGAAUGGACUAUCAGGAGCCCUACAAACCACCUCUCUUGGCACACAAAGACCUAGGUGUAAGUAAAGUCAGGAGGAAAAGUGAAAAUACAAGUUUCUCAAUUGCUUUUCCAUCUUUUUGGGUCCCCCAUGUCAAAUUGAGAACUGUGAAUUAUUCUUACCAAGCUACUGUUUUUGAGAAACAGGAAUGGGACCAAUGAUAUGUCCAAAGAAAACUCCUUUAGUAGGGCAUUAUGGGAAGAAAGAGUUGGUAAUGCUUAACAUUUUUGUUGCUGAGUGAAUUUUAAAGCUGAGUUACUUUGGCACCUGUCUGUAGUUCUAGCUACAUGGGAGUUUGAGUUAGUUUGGGCAACAAAGCAAGGCUGUAUCUCCCCUUCAAAAUAAAAGAGUGAAUUCUAUACCUA
Molecule: messenger RNA, 3429 nt
Organism: Jaculus jaculus (lesser Egyptian jerboa)
Lineage: Eukaryota; Metazoa; Chordata; Mammalia; Rodentia; Dipodidae
Gene: Zbtb3
Product: zinc finger and BTB domain containing 3
Exons: 2
Coding region: 111-1649 (512 amino acids)
Biological process (GO): regulation of transcription by RNA polymerase II
Cellular component (GO): nucleus
Molecular function (GO): DNA-binding transcription factor activity, RNA polymerase II-specific; protein binding; RNA polymerase II cis-regulatory region sequence-specific DNA binding
Source: RefSeq, a predicted model, not a curated record